Messenger RNA from Pyricularia pennisetigena, 2028 nucleotides. RefSeq lists its product as uncharacterized. The coding region runs from base 1 to 2028 and encodes 675 amino acids. The record is from RefSeq and is a predicted model, not a curated record. NCBI's taxonomy places the organism in Eukaryota, Fungi, Ascomycota, Sordariomycetes, Magnaporthales, Pyriculariaceae. The transcript is spliced from 2 exons. Gene Ontology annotation, cellular component: nucleus.
AUGGCACCUGUCUGGGCUUCAGAUAGCAGCGACGAUGACUUGCCUUCGCUAGAAGACAUUUUAAGCCGCACUCGAGGAAUUCCGCAGGCAGGUUCUAAGCCUACUUCAACAAGGAAGCCUAAGGAGGCAUCGAAACUUGUGACGGGACCAGGCGUUCAAGAGAAAGCGACGGUACCACCAGCAAAAGAAAGCACAGUAAGGCGUCGAAAGCUGGGUCAGACUGUCGAUAACCCUCUUCUCCGACCAUGGGGCCAAGGAACUGGUGAUGAGAAGGCCAGUGGGACCCGAACUGCCAGCUUGAAACUGAGCGAGCCAGAGAAGUCUACUACGCUGCGCGUGGAACUUCGGGUUAGAAAACCGCGAGCCGUCGCAACUGCGGUCGAGUUGGAAGAUUCCGAAGAUGACGAUGAAACAGUGGUAGAGGACAUAACCAUCAUGGACGACUCGGUGUAUUUUUCAUUCUCGGACCCGGACUCGGAUGACGACUUUGUGGUACCAGACUCCGACUCUGGUGAAAUAUUAAACCCCAAGUCAAAAUCCGCGCGGCCCAAGCAGCACGGCAAGCAACCAUCCAGAAGUUUGAACCGAAGAAAAUUGGAGGAUAAUGAAAGAAAACUCGUCACGAGAACGACAUCAAUGAGGGAGCCUAAACUAAACAGUGAAACUGGUGCAAGUGGUGCCAGACAAGACGAAUCAGGCACAGAAACAUCAACCUUUAAUACCAGGAGUAAAAAAUCCGAGAAUAUCACGGAUAAGGAUAAGAAGAGGCUAAGCCGGAAGGCCGCAAACGAAAAGACCCAUCCAUCCGCGGCCGAUGAUGAUCUGGUUGGGACAUUAUCCAAGCUCCGACUAGACCCCGGGACUGUUCCACAUUCUCUGAGUAACAAAGGUCAAGCGACAGGCAGCAGUGAAGACAUCCCUAGUGUGAGGCCAUCGACACCACCAAGUACACCACCCAAAUCCCGCCCCAAAGGACUCGUAUCUCCAACAAAAAAACUCACCAAAAUACCCAUGACGCCCCAUGGUCCCACGACGGACGCCUUCUGGAGCCAAGAGUUCAAUGACGACUGGAAUGAACAGCAUUCUCCCAAGAAACUAUUCCAACCACCGCCCCUCCCAAGUCCGACCAAGUCAAGCCCGACAAAGAAGGAGCAGGCUGUGCAGCGCGAGGCCAAGAAGAGCUUCGAGGCCAGCAAGCACGAGAUUGCCAACAAGUUCUUGCGCGAGCUGGACCAGGUCAUCACGGAGGGUCGGCUAACGAAACUGUCCGAGUCCACCGGCGGCAUCAAACUUCAAUGGACCAAGACGCUCAACACGACUGCAGGACGGGCAAACUGGCGGCGCGAGACGAUUCAACGCAAGCAUUCCCGCCCAGCGGCAGGCGCCCAUGGGUCCGCCGAGAUCGUCACGACCACCGAGUGCCGGCACCAUGCCACCAUCGAACUGGCCGACAAGGUCAUCGACAGCGAAGACCGGCUGCUCAACGUGCUAGCGCAUGAAUUCUGCCAUCUGGCCACCUUCAUGAUCACUGGCGUGACCAACAACCCGCACGGGCGCGAGUUCAAGUCGUGGGCGGCCAAGUGUUCCCGGGCCUUUGGCCACCGCGGCAUCGACGUGACGACCAAGCACAGCUACGAGAUCGACUUCAAGUUUGCGUGGGAGUGCGUCGAGUGCGCCGGGGAGUACAAGCGACACUCGCGCAGCAUCAACCCGCAGAGGCAUCGCUGCGGCAGGUGCAAGGGCGAGCUCCGCCAGACCAAGCCCGUGCCUAGAGGGGCGGCGGCUGGUGCCAAGGUUGGGGAGUCCAAGAAAAAGGAGCCGACAGAAUACCAGAUGUUCAUGAAGGAGCAGAUGAAGAUCAUACGGGAGGAGAACCCCGGCAGUCCGCAGAAGGACAUAAUGAAGCAGGUCGCCGAAAGGUGGUCCAAGGUUAAGCCCAAGACGAAAGGUGGCGCGAAAAAGGGCGCAUGUGUAGACGAUCUCGAUAAUGCUACCAAGGGUCUGGUAGACCUGACGCUUGAGGGAUAA